Elaeis guineensis (African oil palm) is the source of this 960-nucleotide messenger RNA. RefSeq lists its product as uncharacterized. The record is from RefSeq and is a predicted model, not a curated record. NCBI's taxonomy places the organism in Eukaryota, Viridiplantae, Streptophyta, Magnoliopsida, Arecales, Arecaceae. Gene Ontology annotation, cellular component: nucleus.
AUGGCAAAAGAACAUCGAGAAGGAAGUGGUGGACUUGGGCACCUCAAUGUGGGCCAAGCUCGAAAUUCUGCUGGAGAAGGAACCUGCAGCUCCCCGGACUCCACAAUAUCCAUGUCUUCGUUGAGAUCUCACGGGAAGGUGGAGUUGCAAGGCCCACGACCUGCGCACCUCAUGAUCCGGAACGAGACUCGCAGGAUCCGGAAACCUGCAAGGAAUCCCGUCAUCAUCUACGUGGUGUCGCCCAAGAUUAUCCAUGCCGAGGCUAGCGAAUUCAUGGCGUUGGUUCAGCGCCUCACAGGGCUUCCUGCUUCGCGCCCUUGCGGCGAAUCAUCAGCAACUCAUCAUCAAUCCACGCCGGGGAGUACUCGGCCAUUUCCGGUGAGAGUCAAGGCUCGGGUGCUGACUCACGACCCCGUCUCUCCGAAUCCGAUGCAUGACUCCAGCCCUCCAUCAUCAUUUGGAGUUGGUGCCCGAAAAGUGGCCGGCUCUCUGCAGGCUUCCCAGAGCUACUCGGGUCCGGGUCCUGGCCUUCCAUCACCUAAUUACGUGCCCUCUUCCCCCAAUUACCUGGAUGUCAUCAGCGAGGCUGAGGCCCCGGCCGGGCACAACUACUGGUACAAGGAAGUUGGAGAAUUAUUCUUUAGGGAUUGAUAUCUGCAUGUGCAUCCAUGGUCUACGCAUUUGAAGGAGCAGAUGUGGCAUCAUUUCUACGAGAGUCUCGAGCAGCAAUAUCUCUGUGAAAAACUGUGCUGGUACUAAUAGGAUUUUCUGACUUGAAUGCCACGGUCAUGUAUCUCGAUCGGAAUCCUAUAUAUGUGUGUGUGUGUGUGUGUGUAUUUCCCAUUUCUUGUUGGCGGGUUCUUGCCGUUCCUGCGUUCCAUGUCCAUCGUUCCGAUUCUUGUUUUAUAAGUUGGCUUGUCUUCUAUCUUCCCAUAUAUAAACAACAAUUUCAGAUGCGCA